Molecule: messenger RNA, 4955 nt
Organism: Sus scrofa (pig)
Lineage: Eukaryota; Metazoa; Chordata; Mammalia; Artiodactyla; Suidae
Gene: GRM3
Product: glutamate metabotropic receptor 3
Biological process (GO): G protein-coupled receptor signaling pathway
Cellular component (GO): membrane
Molecular function (GO): G protein-coupled receptor activity
Source: RefSeq, a predicted model, not a curated record
UCUUUGAAAAGAAUCCUUGGCUCUCUGAAAGAAUCAGUGGUAAAAUUGUUUCUGUAGUUUAAAUGUUCUGGCUAGGUUACAAAAGCAGACAGUUGCUUAACAAGUUAACAUUAAAUAUUAAAGAAUAAAUGUAGCAUUACAGCAUUAAGUUUAAUUGUUUCUGGCUACAUAUAACUCAGUCCUUGGUUAACACAAAGUUAGUGUAUCAGGGCGGAAAAAUUAAUGACAGUGAAGUUUCGAUUUUGAAAUUAAACACAAUGUGUUUCUAAACACAGAAAAACGCCUGGAAUUUUACCUUUAGAAAUGUAUCUGCAGCUCGGAACCUAUUAAAGCUAUUUCCGUGAGCCUUUUUCUCUUUUGUGCCUACGUCACCGAUUUAAGGUUUUUAUUUAUUUAAUUUUAAGAAGAAAAAAGAGGUUCUGUAGAGAGCAUCGUGUCUGCUAACCACAAGUAAGACCAGAAAAGGACUAGUGGGGGUGGGGGUCGCUGCAAAGGGUUGGUAUGGCAGCAUCUGAGGAUAAGAAGGAAGCUUAUACAGCACUCCCUUCUAAUCUUAUUCCACCCAAGAAAUUUGGGAGAAUGUGCAAAAGCAGCAGCCCAGCAUUCUUGAAGGGGCGUGGCUUCCCUCCAGGGGCUGUCCAAUCGAAUUCCUUCAAAGGGAGCUAUCCGCGGAAGAUUGAUGAGGGUUGCUAGGAAACAGGAGCGUCCCCCUCCCUCCUGACCCAGAGAUUGUUCUGCACAAGCCCUCUCCAGGGGCUUGCAAUGUGCAGUUGAGCGGCGUGUGGGGCAGAGCUGCACAUCAGCCUCCCAGCCUCACUCCCUCUCUGCUCCAGCAUGCGGUCCUCCCACUGCACUGGGACCGAAGGAGAGUUCUUCCAGAGCUGACAGUCCGGUUCUCCCGCAGGCCAAGAGCUCUAGCAGAGCUUCAAAGUUAGAGCCGCUGAUCUCUCCUCCGCCACACUCCCUUUCACCCCACCCCUCUCAAAUUCCCCAACCUUUGCAUGCACUGCCUAAGGAUUUCAAACAGAAAGAAGGAAAGAAGCCAGCAAAACUACCCCGGCUUUCCGUAUAAUAAUCCUCUCUGUCUUGGUACCCUGGCUCACUGAAGACUCUGCAGAUACACCCCUAUUAAAGGGAGGGAGUGAGGGAGAGAGAGAGAGAGAAAGGGAGGAAAGGAGAAAGAGAAAAUGAGGAGAGAAUGCUGUGCCUCUGCCGAGAGUCCCAAUUAGAUGCGAAGGUUUCAGUCUGGCCAAGGUGAAUGAAAGUUGCUUCCAAGCCUGGCAAGUGGGUUUGCCUGUAAGGAGGAGAGGGACUCAUUUGGGAACCGCUCCCCUCCCCAAGACCACUAGGUCCCCCCUUUACCCAACCUCCUCCCUCUCUUCUCCUCCCACCCUCCCUUUUCCCACUCCCCACUGAUUCGGAAGCCUGGAUGCUCUGCCACCGGGCAGUGGUCCAGCGCAAAGCCUGGAGGGGGCGGGGGCAGGGGGCACUGUGACAGGAAGCAGCGCGCACAAGUUGGCCAUUUCGGGGGCAAAAUAAGUUCUCCCGUGGAUUGGGAAAGGACAAAGCCAGCAAGCUACCUCUUUUGUGUCGGAUGAGGAGGACCGACCAUGAGCCAGAGCCAGGGUGCGGGCUCUGCUGCCGCUGCUGCCACCGUGGUCAUCUCCAGUCCCUGCCAGGAGUUUUCGGUACGAGGAGUUUGGUGACAGUCCCUGUUAGUCUGUUCCUCCUUUAUAUGAAGGACAGACCAAAGAUCCAGUUUGGAAAUGAGAGAGGAGGACUAGAGGGCAACACUGGCUCCACCCAUUGAUAUUUACCAGAGGUACAGAAGACAGAUUCACGAAGAUGUUGACAAGACUGCAAUUUCUUACCUUAGCUUUGUUUUCAAAGGGAUUUUUACUUUCUUUAGGGGACCAUAACUUUCUGAGGAGGGAGAUUAAAAUAGAAGGUGACCUUGUUUUAGGGGGCCUAUUUCCCAUUAACGAAAAAGGCACUGGAACUGAAGAAUGUGGGCGAAUCAACGAAGAUAGAGGGAUCCAACGCCUGGAGGCCAUGCUGUUUGCUAUCGAUGAAAUUAACAAAGAUGAUUACUUGCUCCCAGGAGUGAAGCUGGGUGUUCACAUUUUGGAUACAUGCUCAAGGGAUACCUAUGCUUUAGAGCAAUCACUGGAAUUUGUUAGGGCAUCUUUGACUAAAGUGGAUGAAGCUGAGUAUAUGUGUCCUGAUGGAUCCUACGCCAUCCAAGAAAAUAUCCCACUGGUCAUUGCAGGGGUCAUUGGCGGCUCUUACAGCAGUGUUUCCAUACAGGUGGCCAACCUCCUGAGGCUCUUCCAGAUCCCACAGAUAAGCUACGCGUCCACCAGUGCCAAACUCAGCGACAAGUCGCGCUAUGAUUACUUUGCCAGGACUGUGCCCCCCGACUUCUACCAGGCCAAAGCCAUGGCUGAGAUCUUGCGUUUCUUCAACUGGACCUACGUGUCCACCGUGGCCUCCGAGGGUGACUACGGGGAGACAGGGAUCGAGGCUUUUGAGCAGGAAGCCCGCCUGCGCAACAUCUGCAUCGCCACCGCGGAGAAGGUGGGUCGCUCCAACAUCCGCAAGUCCUAUGACAGCGUGAUCCGUGAGCUGCUGCAGAAGCCCAAUGCGCGCGUUGUGGUCCUCUUCAUGCGCAGCGAUGACUCCCGCGAGCUCAUCGCUGCUGCCAGUCGCGCCAACGCCUCCUUCACCUGGGUGGCCAGCGAUGGCUGGGGCGCACAGGAGAGCAUCAUCAAGGGCAGUGAGCACGUGGCCUAUGGCGCCAUCACCCUGGAGCUGGCUUCUCAACCCGUCCGCCAAUUUGAUCGCUACUUUCAGAGCCUCAACCCCUACAACAACCACCGCAAUCCCUGGUUCCGGGACUUCUGGGAGCAGAAAUUCCAGUGCAGUCUCCAGAACAAGCACAAUCACCGGCGCCCUUGCGACAAGCACCUGGCCAUUGACAGCAGCAACUACGAACAAGAAUCCAAGAUCAUGUUUGUGGUGAAUGCAGUGUAUGCCAUGGCCCACGCCCUGCACAAAAUGCAGCGCACCCUCUGUCCCAACACCACCAAGCUCUGCGAUGCCAUGAAGAUCCUGGACGGAAAGAAGUUAUACAAGGAUUACUUGCUGAAAAUUAACUUCACAGCUCCAUUCAUCACAAAUAAAGGUGCAGAUAGCGUUGUCAAGUUUGACACUUUUGGAGAUGGAAUGGGACAAUACAACGUGUUCAAUUUCCAGUAUGUGGGUGGCAAGUAUUCCUACUUGAAGGUUGGUCAUUGGGCAGAAACCCUAUCACUAGAUGUCAACUCUAUCCACUGGUCCCGGAACUCAAUCCCCACUUCCCAGUGCAGUGACCCCUGCGCACCCAAUGAAAUGAAGAACAUGCAGCCAGGGGAUGUCUGCUGCUGGAUCUGCAUCCCCUGUGAGCCCUAUGAAUACCUGGCUGACGAGUUUACCUGUAUGGACUGCGGCCUUGGGCAGUGGCCCAAUGCAGACCUCUCUGGCUGCUUUGACCUUCCUGAGGACUACAUCAGGUGGGAGGAUGCCUGGGCCAUUGGUCCGGUCACCAUUGCCUGCCUGGGUUUUAUGUGCACAUGCAUGGUUGUGACUGUUUUUAUCAAGCACAACAACACACCCUUGGUCAAAGCAUCGGGCCGGGAGCUCUGCUAUAUCUUGUUGUUUGGGGUUGGCCUAUCAUAUUGCAUGACAUUCUUCUUCAUUUCCAAGCCAUCACCAGUCAUCUGUGCAUUGCGCCGACUAGGCCUGGGGACCUCCUUCGCUGUCUGUUACUCAGCCCUGCUGACCAAGACAAACUGCAUCGCCCGCAUCUUUGACGGGGUCAAGAAUGGCGCUCAGAGGCCCAAAUUCAUCAGCCCGAGUUCUCAGGUUUUCAUCUGCCUGGGUCUGAUACUGGUGCAAAUUGUGGUCGUGUCUGUGUGGCUCAUCCUGGAGGCUCCAGGCACCAGGCGAUACACCCUUCCAGAAAAGCGGGAAACAGUCAUUUUAAAAUGCAAUGUCAAAGAUUCCAGCAUGUUGAUCUCACUUACCUACGAUGUGGUCCUGGUGAUCUUAUGCACUGUGUAUGCCUUCAAAACGCGGAAGUGCCCAGAAAAUUUCAACGAAGCCAAGUUCAUUGGUUUUACUAUGUACACCACAUGCAUCAUCUGGUUGGCCUUCCUCCCUAUAUUUUAUGUGACAUCAAGUGACUACAGAGUGCAGACAACAACCAUGUGCAUCUCCGUUAGCCUGAGCGGCUUUGUGGUCCUGGGCUGUUUGUUUGCACCCAAGGUGCACAUCAUCCUGUUUCAACCCCAAAAGAAUGUGGUCACACACAGACUGCACCUUAACAGGUUCAGUGUCAGCGGGACUGGGACCACAUAUUCUCAGUCCUCUGCAAGCACGUACAUGCCGACGGUGUGCAACGGGCGAGAAGUCCUUGACUCCACCACCUCAUCCCUGUGAUUGUGAAUUGCAGUUCAGUUCUCGUGUUUUUAGGUUGUCAGACGCAAGUACUCACAUGCAGCUCCGGAACGUGGAGAAAGAACUCCCCUUAGGACCUUUUUUUAGAAACAGUACAAUAAAUUAUUUUUGAGGACUGUACAAUAUAUAGUGACGUGCUAGAACUUUUUAGACUGAUUUUAGUGCCCCUCUUAUUAAUGAUUCCCCAGAACAUGGACAUAACCAUUGUUUACAGAGCUGAGUAUUUGGUGACAGGGUCUGACAGGGUCAGUCUAUUAGAAAAUACGGUGGCAAUAUUAGGUAACUUUUUUUCCUAUGAAGUUUUUUGUAGGUCCUUGUUGUAACUAACUUAGGAUGAGUUUCUAUGUUGUAUAUUAAAGUUACAUUAUGUGUAACAGGUGGUUUUUCUCAGCAAAAAACAAAAAGCAUCUGUAUUAAUGUAAAGAUAUUGGGAAUAAAACCUUCAAGGUUUUCCAGCA